AUGGAAAGGAAAACGACACAGAAGUGUUACUGUGGGGACGUUUUAGGAGGCGUUCUUCCUAUUCUGAAAGGCCAGUGUCUUUGUUUAUCAGCGGUGGAGUUUGUCUGUUUGUUGUUGUUGUUUUCUUCUGUCAGAGCAGAGGAUGAGUGUCCGUUAUCCUGUAUCUGUGCAAGAGACUCCGGGACAGUGACCUGCCGUGACAACGAGGACACCGAGUUACCGGGAGACAUACCGGCGUGGGCGACCACGUUAAUACUCCGGGGGAACAACAUCUCAACCUUGCCGGGUGGAGGGUUCUCCUCGAAUAACGGGACAAAACUCGAGCUAACGACCCUCUCACUGUCACAUAAUGGAAUCAUGGUGAUCGAGGCUGACGCUUUCACAGGACUCCCACGGUUGCGUUUGCUGGAUUUGAGUCACAAUCGGUUGGUGUACAUCUCAGACCGGGCAUUUCACAGUCUGCAGGAGCUCCGCUCUCUUUACCUGAAUGACUCCCUCCUCGCACCGGCUGUGGCGCAGCUCUCCAAUGCAUUGCAUGGAGACAUUUUAUGCAACCUCCACCGGCUGGAGCUAUCUGGCAACCGGUUGAAAACCAUACCCAUUUCAAGGUUGGAUGCAUUCAACAUUCACACUUUAGUUUUAACCAAUAACUCAAUUGAGAACAUUGGUAAAGAGGACGUCUCCAGUUUGUACCGUCAAAAGCAAGUGCGCGUCUAUUUAUCACUAAACCCGUUCAGGUGUAACUGUGAGCUGGAGUCGUUCUACUUCUGGUUAAAGAACUCUUCUCAGUGUGUGGACGCCGCGCGCCUCCUGUGCGCAGAGCCUGAUGCCAAGAAGGGGAUUCCAAUAGAGUGGUUACGCGGUGAGGACGUGGAUUGUCUCAAUGAGAACCUAGAGGCGGUGUCCUACGUGUUCCUGGGCAUAGUCCUGGCGCUGAUCGGCAUAGUAUUCCUCAUGGUGCUCUAUCUAAACCGGAGAGGAAUCAAACGGUGGCUCAACAAUAUCCGCGAUGCGUGCCGCGACCAGAUGGAAGUGUAUCAUUACCGGUACGAGCAGGACUCCGAUCCCCGGUUGGCUAACGUCGCCGUUUAACGUUCAAUGUUCACUCGUCA
Molecule: messenger RNA, 1112 nt
Organism: Oncorhynchus masou masou (cherry salmon)
Lineage: Eukaryota; Metazoa; Chordata; Actinopteri; Salmoniformes; Salmonidae
Product: trophoblast glycoprotein-like
Exons: 1
Coding region: 1-1092 (363 amino acids)
Biological process (GO): negative regulation of canonical Wnt signaling pathway
Cellular component (GO): plasma membrane
Molecular function (GO): protein binding
Source: RefSeq, a predicted model, not a curated record